Thalassophryne amazonica is the source of this 590-nucleotide messenger RNA. Its product is annotated as syntaxin-1A-like. The transcript is spliced from 8 exons. The annotation marks the transcript as partial. NCBI's taxonomy places the organism in Eukaryota, Metazoa, Chordata, Actinopteri, Batrachoidiformes, Batrachoididae. Gene Ontology annotation, molecular function: SNARE binding; SNAP receptor activity. Gene Ontology annotation, biological process: synaptic vesicle fusion to presynaptic active zone membrane; intracellular protein transport; exocytosis. The record is from RefSeq and is a predicted model, not a curated record. Gene Ontology annotation, cellular component: endomembrane system; synaptic vesicle; SNARE complex.
UUAUUUCCGUUUGAGCUUUUAUUUUGUCAGAGUGAUAUCCGUUGUUGCGGGGGCUUGAUGGAGCUGCUGCUGUGAUGAAGGACCGACUCGGUGAACUCGCUGCUACCAGAAGACCAGCGGAAGAUGAUGUCACGGUGGACGCGGACGUUUUUAUGGAGAGUUUUUUCAGAAAGGUGGAAGAAGUCAGAGGGCUCAUCGAUAAAAUCUCCUGCCAGGUGGAAGAGGUGAGGAAGAUCCACAGCCUGAUCCUGUCUGCACCCAUCCCAGACGACAGGACAAAGGAGAAGCUGAAUGCAUUGACGAACCACAUCAAAGGGAAUGCCAACGUUGUUCGAGCUAAAACUCAAAUGUGAGUGCACAUUUCCUCCAUGGAGCAAAACCUGCCCAAAGAUGACAUGGCUCAUUGGUCCUCUGUGGACGUCCGGAUCCAGAAAUCACAGCACACGGUGCUGUCCAGAAAGUUUGUAGGUGUCAUGACCCAGUACAACGAGACUCAAGUGGCUUUUCGGGAAAGAAGCAAAUGCAGGAUCCAGAGACAACUGGAGAUAACUGGAAGGCAGAAUUCACAUUGUGGAUCAGCUGCAGCUGGU